Messenger RNA from Sebastes umbrosus (honeycomb rockfish), 969 nucleotides. It is a transcript of the gene gnrh2, whose product is annotated as gonadotropin-releasing hormone 2. Gene Ontology annotation, molecular function: hormone activity. The coding region runs from base 354 to 611 and encodes 85 amino acids. Lineage: Eukaryota; Metazoa; Chordata; Actinopteri; Perciformes; Sebastidae. Gene Ontology annotation, cellular component: extracellular region. The record is from RefSeq and is a predicted model, not a curated record. The transcript is spliced from 3 exons. Gene Ontology annotation, biological process: multicellular organism development.
UCCACUUCCCUUUACUCAUAUCUUGAGUGUAAUUAAUUUGCCAAAAGAAAGAUAAAACAAUAAACAAAGUUAAAGACGAAUUUGACUGAUAGCAUUAUUAUUAUUUUUUUUAACUUUUCCAUAGAUAUCGUGAUAAUAUCGUUAUUAACUUUUUUGGGGCCAUGAUAAUUGUGACAACCAUAGUGAGUUUUUAUUGCAGAAAAAGCAAAACCAAGGAUGCCUUUUCAGUUCAAACUUUCUGCUGCUACACAAAAACUAUUCCAAAUUUGAAUGACGGAUAAUACAAUAUAGUAUAGUACCCUUAUAGUCAGAGCUAAUCGAGUGUAUCUUUUCCUUUAGGUGGGAAUACUAUCAUGUGUGUAUCUCGGCUGGUUUUGCUGCUCGGGCUGCUUCUAUGUGUCGGGGCUCAGCUGUCCAGCGCCCAGCACUGGUCCCACGGUUGGUACCCUGGAGGCAAGAGGGAGCUGGACUCAUUCGGCACAUCAGAGGUUUCAGAGGAGAUUAAGCUGUGUGAGGCAGGAGAAUGCAGCUACUUGAGACCCCAGAGGAGGAAUGUCCUGAGAAACAUUAUUUUGGAUGCCUUAGCCAGAGAGCUCCAGAAGAGAAAGUGACAGCUUUUCUACCUAUAGUGACCCUCUUCUUCUUCAUCUUCUUCAGUGUCCUCGUCUUGAUGUGAAACAACUUUAUGUUGAUCCUCUGAUCUCGUCCAUUUCUUAUAUUUGUCAGUAAAGUUGUUUUCCAGCAUUACAUGGAUUAUCCCUGUGGCAAACAAAUGUUGAGAUUGUAAUGUCCCAAAAUAAAAUAUCUAUUUUGAUAUGAACUUUGUUUGUGUCCAAAACUGUCUAUGGUAUAGUGUGAAUAAUAAAUGUAUGGAAACACUAUAGGGAACUUAGAAAAAAAAAAAAUUCAUGAUGGAUAAAUUCCAUUUAGAUGUUUCGGUUUCAGGGUCGUGGUUUUGUGCAUGCUGGU